This is a messenger RNA of Dromaius novaehollandiae (emu), 848 nucleotides long. RefSeq names its product mediator complex subunit 31 (gene MED31). Gene Ontology annotation, molecular function: transcription coregulator activity. The transcript has 5 exons. Gene Ontology annotation, cellular component: mediator complex; core mediator complex. Bases 131 to 607 code for a protein of 158 amino acids. Gene Ontology annotation, biological process: regulation of transcription by RNA polymerase II. The record is from RefSeq and is a predicted model, not a curated record. Lineage: Eukaryota; Metazoa; Chordata; Aves; Casuariiformes; Dromaiidae.
CCCCGCCCCCGCCUCCGUUGCCGGGCAACCGCCGCUGCCUUCCCGGCUUGCCUCGGUGCCGCUCGCCGUCGGGCUUCCGUCCGGCCGCCGCCAUCUUGUGCCGGGCGGGUGCGCAGCCGGAGGCGCCGCCAUGGAGACAGCUGGGAACCGAAGAUCAGCCUCACAGGCCUGUGAAUGGGUGGUCUCUAGUGGUGACAGCAGGCCACUGAGAACUGAGAGCCCUUCUCUGGUCAAGAUGGAUGAUACAGGAAAUCGACUGCGGUUCCAGCUGGAGUUGGAGUUUGUUCAAUGUCUGGCUAAUCCAAAUUACCUUAACUUCCUUGCCCAGAGAGGCUACUUCAAAGACAAAGCUUUUGUAAAUUAUCUUAAAUAUUUACUGUAUUGGAAGGAACCUGAAUAUGCAAAAUACCUAAAGUAUCCUCAGUGUUUGCAUAUGUUAGAGCUGCUCCAAUAUGAACACUUCCGCAAAGAACUGGUAAAUGCUCAGUGUGCUAAAUUUAUUGAUGAGCAACAGAUUCUUCACUGGCAACACUAUUCACGGAAAAGAAUGCGCCUCCAGCAAGCACUGGCAGAGCAGCAGCAACAGAACAACACCUCAGUAAAAUGAAAAACACUCUGCAGAGUGACAAGGUGGUACUUUGUAUCACUUCAAGUACUUACAAGAGAGGACUCUUGGUAGGUUUGGCUGUGUGUACAUAAAUAUAUAACUUUACCUCCUCAUUUCUGUUGCUAAGGUCUUUUUGAUUUAUCAAGUGACUAGGCUUUUUUUCUUCCUGUAACUUUUAUCAACAUUUUAAAGAUGUAAGACUAAUAAAGUCAUACUUCUGUAAUUUAUUCUGUAGCAUAAA